Molecule: messenger RNA, 1420 nt
Organism: Drosophila santomea
Lineage: Eukaryota; Metazoa; Arthropoda; Insecta; Diptera; Drosophilidae
Gene: eve
Product: segmentation protein even-skipped
Exons: 2
Coding region: 85-1236 (383 amino acids)
Biological process (GO): regulation of transcription by RNA polymerase II
Cellular component (GO): nucleus
Molecular function (GO): DNA-binding transcription factor activity, RNA polymerase II-specific; RNA polymerase II cis-regulatory region sequence-specific DNA binding
Source: RefSeq, a predicted model, not a curated record
GAGCUGUGACCGCCGCACAGUCAGCAACUGCCUUCGUUAGUACUCCGAGAAAGCCGACUUUGAAUCACAAGACGCAUUGCAAACAUGCACGGAUACCGCACCUACAACAUGGAGAGCCACCAUGCCCACCACGACGCCAGUCCCGUGGACCAGAAGCCCCUGGUCGUGGACCUCUUGGCCACCCAGUACGGCAAGCCCCAGACGCCUCCUCCCUCGCCAAAUGAAUGCCUAUCCAGUCCGGACAACUCCCUGAACGGCAGCCGCGGCUCGGAGAUUCCCGCCGACCCGUCGGUCCGCCGCUACCGCACCGCCUUCACCCGUGACCAGCUGGGUCGCUUGGAGAAGGAGUUCUACAAGGAGAACUACGUGUCCCGUCCCCGCCGCUGCGAACUGGCCGCCCAGCUGAACCUCCCGGAGAGCACAAUCAAGGUGUGGUUCCAGAACCGCCGCAUGAAGGACAAGCGCCAGCGGAUCGCCGUCGCCUGGCCCUACGCAGCCGUCUACUCCGACCCCGCCUUCGCCGCCUCCAUCCUCCAGGCCGCCGCCAACAGCGUGGGCAUGCCCUACCCCCCCUACGCCCCCGCCGCUGCCGCCGCUGCUGCCGCCGCCGCCGCCGUGGCCACCAACCCGAUGAUGGCCACCGGAAUGCCGCCGAUGGGCAUGCCCCAGAUGCCCCAGAUGCCCACCAUGCAGAUGCCCGGACACUCGGGACAUGCCGGCCACCCCUCGCCCUACGGACAAUACCGCUACACGCCCUACCACAUCCCCGCCCGCCCGGCUCCGCCACAUCCCGCUGGCCCUCAUAUGCACCACCCGCACAUGAUGGGAUCCAGCGCCACGGGAUCGUCGUACUCCGCCGGUGCCGCCGGCCUCUUGGGCGCCCUGCCCUCCGGCUCCUGCUACACGGGACUGGGUGUGGGCGUGCCCAAGACCCAGACGCCGCCGCUGGACCUGCAGUCGUCCUCAUCGCCGCACUCCUCCACGCUGUCGCUCUCGCCAGUGGGAUCCGAUCACGCCAAGGUGUUCGACCGCAGUCCAGUGGCUCACUCAGCUUCUUCAGUUCCUGCUCCCGCUCCCGCUCAUGCUCCGCUGACCACCACCAGCCCGCUGCCCGCCCCCGGCCUCCUGAUGCCCAGCGCCAAGCGGCCCGCCUCCGACAUGUCGCCGCCGCCCACGACAACCAUGAUUGCGGAGCCCAAGCCGAAGCUCUUCAAGCCCUACAAGACUGAGGCGUAAGCCCUCGAUUCUCGAUCCUCGAUCCUCGUCCCGAUCCUGCACCUGCUCCUGGUCCUGCUCCCCCAAAGAGAUUGUACAAACUAGCCUUAGUCAGCCAUUCUAUUUAUUCCCGAAGAUUGUACAGAUAGUAGAGUAGCUAAUUGUAGUCAUAAUUAAGGCGCAAAAUCAAAAAUAAAUGCGAAAC